AGAACGUGCGGAACUCUGUGCGCUUGUCUGUUGCUAUGGUGAAACCAGAGGGACGCGCAGCUGCGGAGAGAUGACGUCACGGGGCGGCUGGUGAAGCGGGUUUUAAACAAGGAAGGCGUUGGGUUCGGGACUGGAAACUGGAAUUGUUCCUGGCAGGCUACUCGUGCUGUUUCCAUGGCGCUUCCCCAUCAGUACAAGCCCAAGGAUUCCUCACUUCUCAGUGGCAUUGAACCUCUUCCUCUCUCUUCUCCGACGUCUCCUCUCCAUCAUGUCUCUCGCAGCCCCUCUCCUACACCGGCCCUCUCCUUCCCAUCUGCCGCCAGUCUGAGACGCGCAGCUUUUUCUGAGGUGACCACCCAGCUGUAUUCAUCCCUGCGACGCAGCAAGGACCUGGAGGUGGAGAGUCAGGACACGGAAUACUUACUGGGGAAUUCCGCUGCUUCCCGCAGUCCCACGCAUGUGACUGACAUGGACGAGCUGGCGGAUGAGAUGUCCCAUAAGUUACAGGAAGGUGUAGCAGCUUCGAGUGCAAAGGGGGUCUCUUAUAUCUCUCAGAUGGAGUCUCUUCGCUCCUACUUGCAGAACAUGCUGAGUUUCAACCACAGCAUCGCCCAGCAGUCCCGCCAUGUCAGUGAUAAGGAUGAAGAGCAGAGCGAUGCCACAACCACACUGCUGAAUGCCCGGCCAGUGUCUCCCACUCGUUCCCUGUCUGGUUUGGAGGGACUGUUUCCUCACUACACAUCUCUGUAUAAAGCCGCUCCUGCUUUCCCUGACCUGCAGCUGAGAGACGCCUUGGAGAGAGAGACCACACGACGGAAGCACCUGGAGCGUCACAUUCAGAACCUGCAGAACGAGAUGCUGGAGUUACAACAGAGACUAACUGUCACCCUGACGGCCGACAGCAGGAAGGACACUAUGAUCCAACAGCUGGACCAGACCUUGGCGCUGGUGGUGGGAGGAUGGAAGCAGCAGGAGCAGAAGAAAGAGGAGACUCUGCACCAGCUGUGCAGGCAAAAAGAAAAGGCUGAGCAGGCCCGAGCCAAGGACAUGGAGGUAUUGACUCAGGUGCGCCAGGAGCUCUGCCAGGCACAAGAGGCUCUUGCCGAAGAGAAGCAGAUCUCAGCCGAGGCAAAGGAGGAGGCCCACAAACUGGUAGAGGAGAAGGAGACUCUGGUUACCCGAUUUCAGGCUGAGCAAGAAAGAGAGCGAGACAUUCACGCCGAAGAACGCAGGGAGCUGGAAACUCUAAAGAGACGGAUCCAGGAACAGCAGAGUGAAUGGCUGGAACGGGAGAGACAGUUGCAGGGACAGUGUGAGAGACUGCAGGAGGAGAAGAGGAGAGAGGUGGAGAGUGAGCGGGCGCUGGUUCAGCAAGAAUCCCAGAAGUCCCAACAGCAGCAACUAGUCCUCGCUUCUCUGCAGGGAGAGGUUCUUCGUCUGGAGAGAGAUUUGCAGGCCUCGCACAGGGAGAGGGACACUCUGCAGAUGGAGCUUAACCUUGAGAAGGCCCGCGGCGAGUCAGAGAGGGUGCGUCUGGAAAGCGAGCAUAAAGUGCGGUUGGAAGAGGCUGUCAUCGAGAGACUUAGCGUUGUUCAUGAGGAGAGUGCCCAGCAUCUGAGUGCUGUGAGAGAGCAGCACAGGAGGCAGCUCUUAGACCUCACCUCGCAGCACGAGACUGAACUCACCACCCAGCUCUCUCAGUUUAAGUCAGAACUGCAGGACCGCGAGAGGCGCCACCGAGAUGUCACCAUGGAGUAUGAGCAUAAACUGUCUCAUUUGGAGGAGAAGACUCAGGAGCUGUCUCUGGCACUCCGUCGGCUGGAGAACGAGAGAGCGGAGAUGCUGACACAGCUGCAGGACGUCAUGAAGAGCCAUUGGAGCCAAGCGCUGAGGGUUCUAACCUCAAAGGCCUCUGAAUCGUCUCUACAAGCCCCUCUCCUGCCAGGAGCCCCAGAGUUGCCAUGGAGUGGGAGCAGAGAGGCAGCUGGAGGGCCGAGCCAAGACCAAGGGGAAGAGCUGCCCCUAAAGAGAAGCACUAACUCACUGGGGCCCGGGGAAAUCUCAGACGUAAUGGAAAGCAGCAAGCUGAAGGAUAACUUCAAACAGAUAAUAGCAGAGAAAAGUCACACAGAUUUCAAUCAACAUAUGCAGAACAGCGGCCACAUUUAUAGCACUAGCCAAAUGCAGGUUGCAAACAGCCGAUUAAUGGGUGAUGGUGGUCAAUCAAGUCAUCCAAAGGUUCCGCUAAGCCUCAGUGAUAGCCAGUGGUUAAUGGGACAUAGCCGUCAGGAUGGAGGCCAGUUAAUCAGCCAGCAGAGUGACAGCCAAGCAAAGAGCAUAAGAGAUCCCAGAAACCAGCCAGUGAUAGCAGAUGGUAGCCUCUUUUGUAGCCAACCGUUGGUAACCAUUGACACAAGUAGGCAAAAUACUUUUGCCGACAGUUUGUUCAAAGACUCUCGCCGCCAGCCUGUAAUCGGCAAAAGUCACUUGAAUGUGGAACUGCUGGAGGCGAGGGGCCAUGAUACUGCCAGCAGAAGCCAACUCGUGCACACUGGUGGCCAUUCUACGUUCUUGGGUAGCCAUGAGGCUGUAGACUCCAGACACCAGUAUAUUAAAGGUCUCACUGGACAACAUGAUAGCGAUGGUCACCAAACAGUUACAGGCAAAGUUCCAACCUCUCAGCCCAGUUUCCGUCCUGUUUCUCUAUCCGAGAGUGGCCCCGGGCAGGAGUCCCGACACCAUCCGAACUACCAACCAGCAGAGGCGUUUUACAGUUACAGGGAGGCAGACGAGAGCUUCUACCCGCUGCAAAUGGAAGAACUGAGUCACAGCUUCAGCAGCCACCCAGGCUUCUACUCUCUAGAGCCACAGCAGGAUCGGACCACACUGGACAGGGCCUCAGAAAGCCUCCUACAAAUCUCUGCAAAACAGUCCCACCCAGAGGAGCCAUCGCUGAUGUUUGGGCCAACGAAACCGAACACCCUGGAUACCACCCCAAAUUGGGAGCCAAAUAGGGAAGAUGCGCCCUCAAACACCCAACUGCAGUACUAUAUACGCAUGCUGUUAGACCGCGCCCCUGGGGAUCCACUUAACGAUGAAACCGACAAAGAACCCCCACACCCAAACAUAGAGAUGUCUGACCUAUCUCGUCUCCUAAAUAUUCAUCCCUCCAUGUCUCAGUACGGCCAAAGUCGGCCCAACCAGCAACUGCAGAGCUCUACAGUAGAUGUGCCCAGGAUACCAGCCAAGCCUUCAAAAAACCCAGAGGUGGUUAAGAAAGAGAUGUUACCAACUCGGCGACGUGCAGCUCCUUCUAGGGGCGUGAAGAGAGUGACGUCGAGUGGAGGACGUGGGGGAAUAUGGCGAUAGACCAGCAGGGACAUUCCAAAAACUCAACUGUCAGUUUAUCUGCUGUAAAUAUUCUUCUGUGGCUAUGAUUUAUAUGUGUUUAUAGCAAAACUGGGUAGAAAAACAUAACAUCUUCUACACAUUGUAUAGGCUUACAGCUGACCACGCUAACUGCCAGGCAUUCUGAUGGGUUAGUCCAACUACCACUUGUAUUGUGUGAACGUUAAUCCAUCGCUUGAAUGUGAUUGCAUGGGAGCAAUGGAGAAACGUAGUUACUAGUGGGGACACACACAGGCACCUAGACAGACAGCCCCAAAAAGACAUGACCCUAUUCUACAACCUUCAAGGCCAUAAGGUUGAGGCACAGUUGCUGCAGUUUGUAGAACAUCUUGUGUAAGGAGACCUUGGAUGCAGAAUCUGCCUAGAGCACUCACAGUGCAGGUACAAUGCAUUGCUGCUGUCAUAGGGGGCAGUUUUUCUGCUGGAAGAAAACUAUGACUUAAAACAACACAUGGAUUCCAGGCUGACGGCACAUAGCUAUGGGCAGCCAAUCACAUUUAAAUGCUGGUAUUUCAGCAGGAACAACCUAAGGUCUCUCCUGUUGAACCAACAUAAGGUCUCUCCUGUUGAACCAAGCCAUUUUCCUGCACUGUGAAUUGCUGAGCAAGCUGAAGGCGGUGAGACCACCAAGGAAGGUUUUGCCACCACUUCUCACUGGUUCCUAUAUGGGAACAGCCAUCUUUUUGCCGGGGUCAAAGCUUAUAAAAGACAUUUAGAACAAUCAGCAAACAUUCACUUAAAUAGAAUACAAUCUUUUAAUAACACCAGAACCUCACUGCUGUAGAACUCGAAUACUCCCUUGUUUGCCAUACGUGUUCAUUAGUACUGGUUGGGGUAGGGAUCUGCACCUUUAAACUGCUUCACAUCAUUUGCACAGAAAUCAUGCAUCAAGAGUAAGCGUAGAUGAAGCAAAUCUGGCCACAGCCUCAACUGCACAUGGUCAACAAAGGGUUCAAUAUGUAGGAGGGUUCUUACAGAAGGUUUUAUUCCCCUUUAAAGGCAAUAAUGAAGUUAUAAUUGCUCCCUUGGUCGCUAACACAUACUGUGGCCUUGUUACAGCAGUCCUAGACCGUAACAUUCCGUGACGCUAUUAUUGCAGUUGUAGGGCAGAUUAUUAUAGAGGUACUAGGCAGUACGUGGGUUUUCAUACCGAGUCUUUGUUUUAUUUAUUUUUUACUUAUUUAUAUAUUAAAAACCUUUUUUUACCUUGA
This is a messenger RNA of Xenopus laevis (African clawed frog), 4619 nucleotides long. RefSeq names its product centrobin (gene cntrob.L). The record is from RefSeq and is a predicted model, not a curated record. The coding region runs from base 175 to 3369 and encodes 1064 amino acids. Gene Ontology annotation, biological process: mitotic cytokinetic process; centriole replication; centrosome separation. The transcript is spliced from 19 exons. Gene Ontology annotation, cellular component: centriole; centrosome. Lineage: Eukaryota; Metazoa; Chordata; Amphibia; Anura; Pipidae.